AUGAACGCUCAGCCUCACAGGUUGCUCUUCACGACAUUAGCAUUAAAAGGGUAUGCUAAUGCUUCAACCCCCUUCACAUUAAAAGUUUUUGCCACCCCAGGAAAUCCUCCUGUGUUCACCCUUCCAGGAGCCGAGGAAGUUGUUACCAUCCUGAAGAAAGAAGACCUCGGUGGAUUUGAGAAUGUCAACCCCUCUCAUGUCAACGGCGAAGAGCUGUUUGAAGCUGACAUCUUGCUGUCUCCUGAGCAGAAAAGGCAAUUAUUGGAGAGGAAGGCCAUAUCAUACACUUCCAUGAGAUGGCCAAAUGGGCCAAACGGAACUCCAGUUGUCCCUUACCAGUUUGGAGACUCGGUUGUGAAUACAACGCAAAUAGAGGCAGGGCUGGCUCACUGGGAGGAGCAUACCUGUAUCGACUUCCAAUUAAUUACAGGUACUCCUCCAGCCCAGUACUUGAACUUUUUCAAAGGCUCUGGGUGCUGGUCAUACGUCGGAAUGAUAUCAACACCACAAAAUGUAUCCAUUGGAGAUGGAUGCACUAGCUUGGGAACCGUUGUUCACGAGGUGGGCCAUGGCAUUGGAUUCUUCCAUGAGCAGUCACGCUCUGACAGGGACGACUAUGUGACCAUCAUUUUGGCAAAUGUGCAAGCCGGCAAAGAGGGAAACUUCAAUAAAGAAGUCGACAACAACUACUCAGUGCCAUAUGAUUUCUCUUCGGAUAUGCAUUAUGGUUCGGAGGUAAGUUGACUGGCAACUUUGUAA
Macrobrachium nipponense is the source of this 759-nucleotide messenger RNA. RefSeq names its product blastula protease 10-like. Gene Ontology annotation, biological process: proteolysis. The transcript is spliced from 5 exons. The record is from RefSeq and is a predicted model, not a curated record. Gene Ontology annotation, molecular function: zinc ion binding; metalloendopeptidase activity. The coding region runs from base 1 to 744 and encodes 247 amino acids. NCBI's taxonomy places the organism in Eukaryota, Metazoa, Arthropoda, Malacostraca, Decapoda, Palaemonidae.